Molecule: messenger RNA, 1755 nt
Organism: Glarea lozoyensis ATCC 20868
Lineage: Eukaryota; Fungi; Ascomycota; Leotiomycetes; Helotiales; Helotiaceae
Product: (Trans)glycosidase
Exons: 7
Coding region: 1-1755 (584 amino acids)
Biological process (GO): oligosaccharide catabolic process
Molecular function (GO): alpha-amylase activity
Source: RefSeq, a predicted model, not a curated record
AUGACCUCAUCCUCCCCCACGCAAACAUCCAUCCACCGCACCUGGUGGAAAGAAUCCACCGUCUACCAAAUCUACCCAUCCUCCUUCUUCGACUCCGACGCCGACGGUCUCGGCGACAUCCCCGGUAUCAUCUCCAAGCUGGACUACAUAGCCGCGCUUGGUAUCGACGUCGUUUGGUUAUGUCCGGUGUAUAAAUCCCCACAGGUCGAUAUGGGCUAUGAUAUCUCGGAUUAUAGGGAUAUUCAUGAGCCGUAUGGGACGUUAAAGGAUGUUGAUGAGCUGAUUAAGGGAUUUAAGGAGAGGGGGAUGAAGCUGGUGAUGGAUUUGGUGGUUAAUCAUACGAGUGAUCAGCAUGAGUGGUUCAAGGAGUCGAAGAAGGGGAAGGAUAAUCCGUAUAGGGAUUAUUAUAUUUGGAGGAAGGGAAAGACUCUUGAGGAUGGAACAAAAGCACCGCCGAAUAAUUGGGGUGCGAUUUGGGGAGGGAGUGCGUGGGUGUAUGAUGAGCCGUCAGAUGAGUAUUACCUUCAUAUUUUUGCGCCCGAGCAGCCUGAUCUGAAUUGGGAGCAUCCUUCUGUUCGGGAUGCAGUUUAUGACAUUAUGACAUUUUGGCUUGAUAAAGGCGUGGAUGGGUUUAGAAUGGAUGUCAUCAAUUUCAUCAGUAAAGUACCUGGUCUACCCGAUGCACCAAUUACCCGCAAAGACCAGGAAUUCCAACCUGGAAACAAAUUCUACGCAUGCGGUCCACGACUUCAUGAAUGGCUCAAGGAAAUUGGACAAAUUCUUAAAAAGUAUAAUGCAUUUUCGGUCGGGGAAAUGCCAGCUGUUCACGACCCCAAAGAACUCAUCAAGGCAGUUGGUCAAGAUCGUGGAGAAUUAAACAUGAUAUUCCACUUCGAAAUCGUCGACAUGGACCAAGGUCCCCGCGGCAAGUUCUCACCCAAAGAAUGGGAUCUCCCAAUCCUCAAAACCAUCGUCAACAAAUGGCAACGUUUCAUGAUCGACAACAAAGGCUGGAACGCCCUGUACCUCGAAAACCACGACCAAGGCCGCUCCGUCUCACGCUGGGGCUCAGAUGCACCUGAACACCGCGUGUACUGCGCAAAGAUGUUUGCCACGUUCCUUGCGCUGCAGAGUGGCACCGUGUUCGUGUAUCAAGGUCAGGAAUUAGGCAUGAUAAACGUCCCUAAAGAUCGAGACAUCAGUCUCUACAAAGACUUGGAAACGCUGAACUACUGGAAUGAAAUCAAAGAAAAAUAUCCCAACGACAAAGAAUUACAAGCCCUCACCCUCUCCGAAAUCCAAAAGAAAUCCCGCGACAACGCGCGCACACCUAUGCAAUGGACCCCCCAAAAAUACGCCGGUUUCUCCACCGUCGAGCCCUGGCAGAAGGAAAAUGAAUCGUACGCCGAGAUUAACGCGGAAGCGCAGGUUGGAGUCAAGGACAGUGUUUUUGAGUAUUGGGCGAGCGUGUUGAGGGUUAGGAAGGAGUGGCGGGAUGUGUUUGUGUAUGGGGAUUUUAGGUUGGUGGAUGAGGGGGGGAAGGAGGUUUUUGCGUAUGUGAGGGAGGGUGGGGGGAGGCGGGCGUUAGUGGUUUGUGCGUUUGUAGGGAGGGAGGUGGAGUGGAGUGUGCCUGAGGAGAUGAGGGUGGAUGCGAAGGAGGUGGUUUUGAGUAAUUAUGGGGGUGUGAGGGUUGAGGGGGGGAAGGUGGUUUUGAGGCCUUGGGAGGGUUUUGGCUUGAAAGAGGUGGAUUACUAG